Messenger RNA from Darwinula stevensoni, 219 nucleotides. NCBI's taxonomy places the organism in Eukaryota, Metazoa, Arthropoda, Ostracoda, Podocopida, Darwinulidae. The record is from the annotation of a GenBank genome assembly.
AUGCAAUACGCCACGAAUCCUCUGCGACGCGUCUCCCAGUCGAUGCUGCGCGGUCGGGGCGGAUGCUACAAGCACACGUUCUACGGGAUCGAGAGCCACCGGUGCAUGGAGGCCACGCCCAGCCUGGCCUGCGCCAACAAGUGCGUGAAGACGACCGCGGUGGUGAGCUUGGGGCAGCCCUGGCUCACCGCGACCUUCUGCCUGCUGGGGCUCCUGUAG